Molecule: messenger RNA, 8211 nt
Organism: Dictyostelium purpureum
Lineage: Eukaryota; Evosea; Eumycetozoa; Dictyosteliales; Dictyosteliaceae
Exons: 4
Coding region: 1-8211 (2736 amino acids)
Biological process (GO): fatty acid biosynthetic process
Molecular function (GO): 3-oxoacyl-[acyl-carrier-protein] synthase activity; oxidoreductase activity
Source: RefSeq, a predicted model, not a curated record
AUGAAUAAUAAUUUUAUUAACAAUAAUCAUACCAAUAAAGAACCAAUAGCAGUAGUUGGUAUAGGAUGCAGAUUCCCAGGAAAUGUAAACAAUUACAAUGAUUUUGUUAAAGUGGUUAAAAGCGGUAAAGACUGUUUAACAAAAAUCCCAAGUGAUCGUUGGAAUGCUGACGUUAUCUCAAGAAAACAACCUAAAUUAAAUAAUAGAAUCGGUGGUUUUAUCGAAAAUAUUGACAAGUUUGACAACCAAUUCUUCUCAAUUUCUCCAAAAGAGGCACAAAAUACUGAUCCACAACAAAGAUUGCUAUUACACAUUGUAAUAGAGGCUUUAGAAGAUGCAAAAAUUUCCUUAGAUCAAAUUAAAGGAAAUAAAAUAGGUGUUUUCAUUGGAUCCUCGUCAAGUGAUUAUUUAAGAGGAUUUGACUCUAGUGAAAUUAAUCAAUUUUCAACACCUGGUACCAAUUCAUCAUUUUUAUCAAAUAGAUUAUCUUAUUUCUUAGAUGUGAAUGGGCCAAGUAUUACAGUUAAUACUGCAUGUGCAGCAUCAAUGACUGCAGUACACUUGGGUUUAACUUCAAUAUGGAAUGGUGAGACAAAAUGUAGCAUAGUCGGAGGUGUUAAUAUUAUUUCCUCACCUUUACAAUCUUUAGACUAUGGUAAAGCUGGUUUAUUAAAUACAGAAAUCGAUGGUAGAUGCUAUAGUUUCGAUCCAAGAGCCAGUGGUUAUGUAAGAGCUGAAGGUGGUGGUAUAUUAGUAUUGAAACCAUUGUCACAAGCAAUUGAAGAUAAAGAUGAAAUUUAUUCAUUAUUUCUAAAUUCAGGUAAUAAUAGUAAUGGUAAAACUCCAAGCGGUAUAACAUCGCCAAGAGCAAGUUGUCAAGAAAGUCUCAUUGGAUCAUUAAUCAAAGAGUCAAAUAUCGAUUUUAAUAAAAUUGGUUAUUUUGAAUGUCAUGGUACAGGAACUGAAAUGGGUGACUCUAAUGAAAUGUCUGCAAUCGGUAAUAGUAUAGGUCUAAAUAAAAGCUCACCAUUAAUAAUUGGUUCGGUUAAAUCGGGUAUUGGCCAUUUAGAGGGUGCAUCUGGUAUUUGCGGUAUUAUUAAAACAAUUGCAUGUAUCAAAGAAAAGUUUUUACCACCUCAAUGUAAAUUUAGCGGGUAUAACCCAAAGAUUCCAUUUGAACAGUUGAAUUUAAAAGUUUUAACAUCAUGUCAAGAAUGGAACGAUAUUGAAAGAAUCGCUGGUGUUAAUUCAUUUGGUGUUGGUGGCUCAAAUGCAAAUGUAUUUUUAUCUUCUUUCGAACCAAACAACUAUAUCGAUAGUACAAGCUUUUCCCCAUUAUCAAAUUCAACUACACCUUUAUUUUCAUCAUCAUCAUCUCCUUUAUUGUCAUCAACUUCAUCUACUCUUACAACAUUUGAAAGUGAAAGCGAUACAAGUUCAAAUAUUACACCCCGUCCAAAUGAAAGUAUAAAUACAUUUGAUAUUGUAACUUUGUCAGUAACUUCCCAAGAUAAAAAUGAUUUAAAGGAUAGAGUUAAUGAUGUAUUAAAUGAAAUCACCAAAUUAGAAGAGUCCAAUUCUUCAAAAGAUUUUUUUAAAAAUAUUUGUUAUUCAACAACAAAUAGAGUAAGCCACUUUUCAAAUAGACUUGUGAUUUUGGCCAGUGAUUUAAAUGACUUCAAAGUAAAAGCAAAAUCAUUUUUAAAUGAUCAAAUUGACCCAUCAAAUAAAAGUACAAUUUAUCACUCUGAAAACUAUCAAAAAAUGGAUAAAAAGAAACUAGGUUUUAUAUUCUCUGGCCAAGGUCAACAAUGGAAUUUAAUGGGAAAUGAUUUAUAUUUAAAUAAUAAAACAUUCAAGAGAGAAAUGAACAAAUUCAGUUCCCUUUUCCAAGCAGUUUCUGGUUGGUCUAUAGUUGAAAAACUUUAUGAAAAACCAGUUUCAGUCGAUACAAUUCAUGAAACUUGGUUAGCACAACCUUCGAUUGCAGCCGUUCAAUAUUCUUUAUCUAUUGUACUUAGAGAAUUGGGUAUUGAGCCAUCAUUAACCAUCGGGCACUCAUUGGGUGAAAUGCCAGCUGCUUAUUUUGCUGGAGUUAUUUCGUUAGAAGAUAUGGUAAAACUCUUGUGGUUACGUAGUCAUUUACAAAACAAGACCUCUGGCACUGGUAGAAUGGAAGUAAUAAUUUCAUCUAGAGAAGAUGUAGAAUCAUUAAUUUUUAAACAUGGAUUCUUUGGUAAAAUAUCAAUAUGUGGUAAUAACUCUGCCAAAGGUUGUGCAGUUGCUGGUGACAACCAUUCAAUGGAUGAAUUCUCAACAGUUUUAACUAAAGAAAAUUUGGUACACAGAGAAAUUCGUACAAAUGCUGCUUUCCACUCUUACCUAAUGGACCCAAUCAAAGAAGAGUUUUAUAAAUUAUUCCCCAGUGAUAUUGAAACAAAAGAAUCGUUGAUCCCAUUUUAUUCAACUACAUAUGGAAGAUUCUUUACAUCAACCGAGUGUAAAGAAAUUCUUUUAUCACCAGACUAUUGGUGGAAAAACAUCCGUGAAGCAGUACUCUUUAAAGAAUCAAUGGACUCAAUUUUAAAGAACAAUGUUGUAAAUGGUUUUGUUGAAAUUUCUUCACAUCCAAUUGUUUCUUAUUUUACAAAUCAAUUAAUUAAAUCUAAUAACUCAAAAGUUCUUUUGUUUCAAACCCUUUCUAAAGACACCAACCCAAUGGAUUGUAUUGUAACCCUACUUUCAAAACUUUAUAUAUCUGGUAUUGAUAUCAAAUGGGAGACUCUCUAUGAACCAAGACACUAUUGCGCUAUUAAACUACCACCAAGAAAAUGGAGAUUAGAUUCAUUCUGGAUGGAAAAUAAUCAAAAAAAAAUUGAUAGAAUUAACCCACCAAAAUUUUCAUCAUUAGAAAAGAGACUAUUCUCAGUUACCCCAUCAUUUGAAGUUAGAUUAAAUCAAGAACGUUUCAAAUACCUCAAUGACCAUAAAAUUCAAGGGAUACCAAUUGUACCAUUUGCUUUCUUUGUUGAACUGGUUUAUUCAUCUAUUGCAGAUCUCCAAGUUAAUCAAUCAUUUGAAAUUAAGGAUUUUGAAAUUACCUCAGCAAUAACAAUCGAUAGUAAAAUGUCAAAUAUUAUUGGUGUAAACUUCAAUUCUGAUGCUACAAUGUUUGAAAUUGGUAGUGUUCAAUCAACUUUACCAACUCAAAAAUGGAAUAUUCAUGCUCGUGGUACAAUUAUUUAUGGAUCAGACUACUUAAAAUCAAGUAAAUUCAACUAUUCAAAACUAUCAUCGAUUCAAGGUGUAAAAUCAUUCAACAACUCUGAUGAAUUUUAUAAUGAAAUACUAGAGUAUCAAUAUGAAUAUGGACCAUCUUUUAGAUCACUUAAAAAGGCCACUUUAAUAGAUGAGAACACUCAGUACUCAUACCUAGAACUUAAUAAAUGUAAAGAACUUUCAACACAUCUUUCAUGUGACUUUAGAGGUAUUCAUCCAAGUCUUUUUGAUGCUAUCCUCCAAUCAGCCUUUAUUCCAGCAUGCAAUAAAGAAAAAGGUCUUUGGUUACCAACCAAAAUAGGUUCAUAUUCAUUAAACCUACCUUCUUUAGAGAAUCAAUUUAUUGAUAUCAAUAGCCCACUUCAUUGCUUAUCAAAAGUUAACUCUUUCCCAACAUUCAACUCUUUCUCAACAAGUGUUCAAAUCUUUGAUAGUAAUGGUAUAAUUAUUGCAGAAAUAAAAGAUUUACAAAUGAAAUUGGUUUCCAAAGUUAACCAUACUAGUAACAAGACAACAACAAUUGAAAAAUCACACUCAAAUUUAAAAAAUGAAAAUGAAAGUCAAGCAAUAUCUAUUUUAUCAGAAUAUCAAUGGAACAAAGAUGAAAUUUCAAUUUCUACACCAAUAAAAUAUACAGACUCUUACCAAACUAUUAUAUUUUGUUCAACAAACUUAAACAAUAACCCAUUAUUAGACUCAACCAUCAAAAGCUUAAUAGAUAAUGGCCACGAUGAAGAUAAAAUCUUCAUAGUUUCACCUCCACCAAAUGAAAAUGAUCAAUAUAACAAUAGAAUAAUUAUAAACUAUACAGAUAAUGAAUCUGAUUAUGACGGAUUAUUUGCUAUUAUUAAUAACAAAGGUUUAUCAAUUACAAACUUCAUUCUAUUACCAAACUUCUAUACAUCCUCUUCAGAAACUCAAUCAAAAGAAUUUGACAACUAUGAUAAUCAAAAAGAUCCUGAAACUUUGUUAUUGUUUAAAAGAUCAAACAUUUCAAUUUUAAAUUUAGAAAAAUCAAUUAUUAAAAAUAAUUUAAAAGGUAGAUUCUUUUUGAUCACAGAAGGAGCCCAAAGUGUAUUCCAAGAAACAAAUAACGAAAAAAUCAAUUUGGAUCAAUAUCAAACUAUUGGUUUAGCUCGUGUAUUCUCUAAUGAAUAUCCAUUAAUGGAAUGUUCAAUGAUUGAUAUUGAAAAAGAUACAGAUUGUAACCUAGUCACUCAACAAAUCAACUCUACUCAACUAUAUAAAUGGGAGGUAGCAUACAGAAAGAAUCAAGUUUAUAGCUAUAAACUAACCUCAAUCCAUGGUAAUAAAAACCAAUCAAAAAAUACAAUAGACCGUUCAAACAAUUACUAUAGGGUUGAACUAUCUGAUAAAGGUGUAAUUUCAGAUUUAGUUAUUAAACAAGUCAAACAAUUAACAUGCAAACCAAAUCAAGUCCAAGUUAGAGUUAAAUAUUGUUCAUUAAACUUCAGAGAUAUUUUAAAAUCACUGGGAAGAGAUUAUGAUUCAAUUCAUUUAUCAACAAUGGGUGAUGAAUUCUCGGGCAUUGUAACUGAAAUUGGCAAUGAAGUAACUCACUUAAAAGUAGGUCAAAGAGUGUUUGGUAUUAAUAUGUCUAGAUCAAUGGGUUCUUUUGUAACAUGCGAUGCUGAUCUCGUAUUUCCAAUCUCAAAUUUAACUGAAGAAGGGGCCUGUACAAUUCCAAUUGUAUUUUUAACCUCUUGGUAUAGUUUAGUUGUUCAAGGUAGACUAAAAAAAAAUGAAAAAGUACUUAUUCAUUCUGCAUGUGGAGGUGUUGGUUUAGCAUCCAUUCAAAUUGCUCAAUAUAUUGGUGCAGAAAUAUUUGCAACUGUUGGUAGCAAUGAUAAAAAAGAAUAUUUGGUUAAGAAUUUCGGUAUUGAUCCUUCUAAAAUUUAUUCAUCAAGAUCGCUUAAUUUCUAUAACGAAAUUAUGAAUUCUACCAGUGGUGAGGGAGUGGAUGUAGUUUUAAACUCACUAUCUGGUGAAUAUUUAGAAAAAAGUAUUCAAACAUUAUCAAAUUACGGCAGAUUUGUAGAAAUUGGUAAAAAAGAUAUAUAUUCCAACUCAAAAAUUGGUCUCCUACCUUUCAGAAAUAACUUAUCAUUUUUAGCCGUUGAUAUUGCUCAAAUGACAGAGAACAAGCGAUCAUUUUUAGCUGAAAUGAUGAUAAAUGAUAUUUUGCCAUUAUUCAAACAAGGUUUACUUAAAGCUUUAGAUCAAACUAUAUUUGAAAACUACAAUAUAGUAAAAGCUAUUAGAUUUAUGUCUGCAGGAAAUCAUAUUGGUAAAAUACUAAUCAACUGGGAUGAUAUGAUUAACGAAAAAUUAAAAACUAUUGACUUUUCAAAUCAAAUGUUUAAAGCUAAUGCUACCUAUAUUUUCACUGGAACAGGUGGGCUAACUCAAAUUUUAUUAAAAGAUUUUGCUGUCAACUCUGAAAUUAAAAAUGUUGUAUUGGUUUCAAUUAAUGGAAUUUCAAACCACCCAAACAAAGUCAAAUUGAUUAAUCAACUCGAAGAAAACAAUGUUAAUGUUAUAGUAGAGAAAUGUGAUUUAGUUUCAAGUCAUAAUGUAGAAAAACUAUUUAGCAAAUUAAUAAAUGAAUACCCUCAACUACCACCAAUAAAAGGCAUAUUCCAUUUCGCAUCUUUAGUUAGUGAUAGAAAGAUUCCAAACCAUACAAAUGACUCAUUUUUACCAAUGUAUAACAGUAAAGCUUUAUCAGCUUGGAAUUUACACAACCAAUCAUUAAUCCAUAAUUUAGAGUUGGACCAUUUUGUUACUGUAGGGUCACUUGUAACUGUUCUAGGAAAUAUUGGUCUUAGUAAUUAUUGUGCUGCCAAUAAAUUUGUUGAAGGUUUAACAAAUUUACGUUAUUCUAUGGGUCUAAAUGCAACAUGUAUACAUUUAACAUCAAUUCCAGAAGUUGGUAUGGCAUCAAAUGAUCGUGUAAUCAACCUUUUAAAAUCUAUAGGAGUUAUGCCAUAUGAAAACCUAUCAAUUUUGGUUUCUGGUAUCAAUUAUAUUAUGAAAACAAAUACAAGAUCAAUUAAAAUAUUUGGAGAAGCCAUUAUGGAUAGAUUUAUCAAAUCUGUUAAAGUUUAUAGAGGCAAAGAGUGUUUUGAAGAACUUAAUAUCGAAACUGCUAAAGAUAACAAAGAAAUUAGCUUUUCAUCCUUUGACAAUGACAAUAUGGGAGAUUUACCAGAAGAUGAAGAUAUCAAUAAUGAAUCACAAGAAGAAAUAGAUGGAGAUGAAGAAUAUAUUAUCUCAAAGCUUAGAAACAUAGUAUGCGAUAUUAUAGAGAUAAGACAAGAAGAUUUAAUUAAUAAUGUCUCAUUUAAUAACUAUGGUAUUGAUUCUUUAUUAUCAUCUGAAUUAUCAAACUCAAUUCAAAAAAUCUUCAAUGUUCUAAUUCCAAGUUUAACAUUAGUUGAUAACUCAAAUAUCCAAACUGCAGCUGGAUUAAUAAAAUCAAAAUUAGAGAGUAGUAAUAUAAGUUUAAAUAAGAAAAAGAAUAAAAUGGAACCAAAAAAGAACAAUAAUCAAAGUAAAGAUUCAAUUAAAAAAGUUAUUUCAAAAAUUCAAGAAAAAGAAUUCAUAAACCAAAAUUUAAUUCCAAAUAAAUCCCCUUCAAGCAAAAAUGAUAUAAAACCAUUAAUUUUGGAUAGUAUUCAGGAUAAACUUAAAUUAAGCUCUAAAGAACUAAUGACAUCACCACCACCAAGUGCCAAAAGAGAAAACAAAACCGAAACUUCAGUCCCAUCACAAUCUCAUAUUUUAUCAUUAAAUAACCAACAACAACAUGACUUUAGUGAUCCAAACUCAUUAGCUACUGUAUUAUAUGAAAUUUCACCUGUUGCUGCCCCUCAUCAUCGUUAUCAAAAAGAUGUUUUGAAUGAAAUUUUAGAAUUAACAGAAGAAAAAGAAUUUAUUAGUAAUAUUUAUGAUAAAUGCAAAAUCAAUUCAAGAUACUGCUUUAAUAAUCAAUUAACAAUGGCAGAACUUAAUGAAAUAGAUGCUGGUCAAAGAGUUAAAAUAUUUAAAGAAGCCACAUACCAAACAGUUGUUAAGGCUGGUGAAAGUGUUAUCAAGAAAGCUGGUAUAGAUCCUUUAUUAAUCAGUCAUGUUGUUGGUGUCACAAGUACUGGUAUUAUGGCUCCAUCCAUUGACGUCAUACUAAUUGAUCGUUUAGGUCUCAGUAAGAAUACAAGUAGAACAAUGAUAAAUUUUAUGGGUUGUGGUGCAUCAAUCAACAGUAUGAGAGCUGCAAGUGCUUAUGCUAGAUCUCGUCCAGGUACAUUUGUUUUAGUUGUAGCCGUUGAAAGCUCAUCAACAUGUAUGAAAUUUGACUUUGGAAAACGUAGUGACUUAAUUUCUCAAUGUAUUUUCACAGAUGGGUGUGUUGGUACAUUAAUCACUUGCCAACCUAGAUUAACCAUGAAAAACAAAAUGGAAAUAAUCGAUGACAUGUCAUACCUCAUGCCAGACUCAAGAGAUGCUCUCACACUAUUCAUGUCAUCAAGUGGACUCGAUCUAGAUCUCCGACCAGAGCUACCAUUAGCAAUUAAUAGAUACAUCAAACAAGCUUUUGAUGAAUUUUUAGAUAAAAACCAAUUGGAACUUAAAGACUUGGAAUUCUUUGCAACUCAUCCUGGUGGGGUUAAAAUUAUCAGUGCAGUUCAUGAAGGCUUAGGUUUGUCGCCAGAAGAUUUAUCAGAUUCUUACGAAGUCAUGAAAAGAUAUGGAAAUAUGGUUGGUGUUUCAACUUAUUAUGUAUUGCGUAGGAUUUUAGAUAAAAACAAUGCAUUACUAGAAGAAGGAUCAAUUGGUUACAAGUAUGGUAUAGCUUUAGCUUUUUCCCCUGGUGCAUCAAUCGAAGCUGUUUUAUUUAAAUUGGUUGAAUAG